Homarus americanus (American lobster) is the source of this 3796-nucleotide messenger RNA. RefSeq names its product T-box transcription factor T-like (gene byn). Gene Ontology annotation, biological process: mesoderm formation; heart morphogenesis; cell fate specification. The transcript has 7 exons. Gene Ontology annotation, cellular component: nucleus. The record is from RefSeq and is a predicted model, not a curated record. Lineage: Eukaryota; Metazoa; Arthropoda; Malacostraca; Decapoda; Nephropidae. The coding region runs from base 218 to 1792 and encodes 524 amino acids. Gene Ontology annotation, molecular function: RNA polymerase II cis-regulatory region sequence-specific DNA binding; DNA-binding transcription factor activity, RNA polymerase II-specific.
AUAUUCCUACACUUUUAACCUGUUGAAUCAGAAGCAGCGUGACAGGUGUGGGAGUAGCAUCGCCCUGAUACACAACAAGGCUCGUGAACAUUAUCUUGGCGACCUUUAGUGUGUGUUUGUGAAGAAAAAGUUUGUACUCUCCGUCCCCUGACCCAAGACUUAACCGCUAGAGUUGGUCAGCCACUUAAGUUAUCUAGUUCCAUUACUCGUAGCGACAAUGUUAAAGACAGAAAACAUAAAUAAGGUGCUUACGUCUGAGAGUUGUAAUAAGGUGAAGUCAGAGGCCCUACAGCAGCAGCAACACGGGGGGUCGUCUAGAGUGGAGCCUAAUGUGGUGCUUGAAGAGCGCGACCUAUGGACACGCUUCCAGGCCCUUACCAACGAGAUGAUCGUCACCAAGUCCGGCAGGAGAAUGUUCCCAGUGGUAAAGGUGUCGGUGGGAGGACUCGACCCAACGGCCAUGUACUCAAUCCUGCUUGAGUUCGUCCAGAUUGACACACACAGGUGGAAGUACGUGAACGGUGAGUGGGUGCCCGGGGGUAAGCCAGAGACGGCCCCGACCUCGGCUGUUUAUCUACACUGUGACUCACCUAACUUCGGUAACCACUGGAUGAAAGACCCGGUCUCUUUCGCUAAGGUUAAACUUACCAACAAGACCAACGGAAAUGGACAGAUAAUGUUGAACAGCCUCCACAAGUAUGAACCUCGCCUUCAUGUGGUACAGGUGGGGCGGGAACAACGAACCAUCUCCUGCCAUACCUUCCCUGAGUGUCAGUUUAUCGCUGUCACCGCCUACCAGAACGAAGAGGUGACGGCGCUGAAGAUCAAACACAACCCUUUCGCCAAAGCUUUCCUGGAUUCGAAGGAGCGGCCUGACCUCCAGACCCAGCGAGAAAUAAUGGCUUCAUACUCCCAGUCUCACCACCAGCAGUAUGGCUGGUACAUGGGAGGCGGCGCGGGGAUGUGCAGUGGGGGCGUGACUUACGGACAGGCUCCUCCCCCUGGAGUGGGCCUCGCUCCUCCCCCCGUCACCUUGUCUUCACGUAUCGCCGUUAACAUGAGGAACCAUCGUGUUCUGCCCUACACCUCCCCCACCCCCAGGGCCACCAGAACCCCCCCAGUGGGCGGUAUGCCUCAACAGCAGUCUGGCACCUACGGCCUGGCGGGUCUGGCGGCUGAGUGGCGGCAGCAAUCAUGGGGUCACCACCACCAUCCCCAGGCGCCCGUCACUGCCACCACCUCCACGCCCGUCACGCCCGCACACUACCAGUGGACGGGUUUACAGGGAAGCUACGCCCACCCCACCCAUCACAGCGCGGGGCUCUACCAGGGGUACCAACAGUGUGGUGUUACAGGUAUGGGUCUAUCUAACACCACGACGAGCACAGCGCCCACCCACCACGCCCAGCGCUCCCCCCAGGAGGCUCUCACACCCAUGGGGACCUACACUGACCCCUCCGUCACCCAGGGCUACAUCACCAAUCGCUCCUCACCCACGUAUGAGUCUAUACGUGCGAUGGGCACCAACGCGGGUAUGUUCGGCGGUGGUCGGCUACACGAGAAUUCCCCGGACCAUCUUAGUACAGGGGAUGGCUCCCCCCAGUCUGGUGGGUCGCCUCCCCUGGGCCACACUACCACCCAGGCCGAUAUGUUCAUCCUGCCAGACCUGGUCUACCCCACCUCCCCCCACAACGACGUGACGCGCAUCAAAAAUGAGGGUAUGGAUCCCAUGGCCGCCUUAACCGCCGCCUCAUCUCACGCGUGGAGUCCGCUCUCUCCGGCCUGUAUGUAACACUCAGCCCCUCACAUUGUUCUACUCUGUGUACUGUUGACGUCGCCAGGGUGUCUUCCACGCACCCGAUAACCCGGCGUAUGGUGUGCACGAGUCCCUCAACGGGUGGAGCAGCAGCCAGUCUGUACAUGCUACGCUUUGAUCUUAUGUUACUGUUGAUCUUAAUCCAUAGAUUAUGUUUUGUAUCGUGAAUUCUUUUAUACGCCAGCUGAAUCGAGGUAUGGGUUCAAUGUGCCAUACAAAAAGGGAAUGAUAUGUAUAUAGUGUAAAUAUGGUAGUAUUUUUGUAGUUAUUUAUGAGUUAUUCAAGUUAGGCUGUGUUUAUGUUACUUAUCUAAGGUUAAGAUGUUUGUAAACUUUUCAAAACAUUUACAUUAGAAAUUUGGGGAGCGUGGUGUGUGGCCAAGUCACCCCGGACAAGUUGACGAAACAACAGGAAGAUAACAAGUGUGGCGAAGAGAAUAAACAUAAUGAGAUUUUAUAAAUAUUUACCUUCAUCGAGAGACUGUAAACACAAACAUCUAAGGACUUUAUAAACAACGUGUACAAGGGAUAUGUACAUGUGUGAAGAGUGAUAGCGAGAGAGUAUGAAGGCCAAUAGAGGUAUACUAUAUGUAAAUUAGUGGGGUGAGAUUGUUAGAUAAGCUUUAAAUAAGUCCCACGCAUUCAUCCUCAGAAUAAAAAUGAUAACGGAUAAACUUUAUUGCUUUAUAAUCUUACCUUUUCUGCCGGUACAUUAAAAAGACGCGAGGGAGGGAAGGUACGUGUACUUAUGACAGGACCCAGCGACUUGCCUUGCGGUACACCUCUGAAUUAUGAAGCCAAGUGGGAAAUAUUCUUACGGUCAAGAUGUACGUAAACAACUUGCAUUCUUUGAUGGUUUGCUUGGUUGCUUAUAUUCUUGGUUGAUUAGGUUAAAGUGAGAACGAGUAGAUUAGGUUAAGUUAGGUUAAGCUGGAGUAGAUAUGAGGUUAGACUGAGUGAGUAAUUUAGGGAAAUGAAAAUCCCACAAAAACAGGACAUUAUGUGAAUCAUAGCGAGAACUCCGUCUAAAAAGUAGAGGAGGUUGUCGCGCGCAGUGAAGACAUGAAUAAUUCACACAGUUUUAUGAGGGAUUGUGGGUUGUAAACACCUUGGACGGGUUCCCUCACUCUCUGUCUCUCACCUUUCCUGUCUUGUACUCUUCCUCCUUCCCUCUAUCCUCCUACUCUUCUUUCCUCCCUCCCUCUAUCCCUGUCUCGUACUCUUACUUCCCCCAUCUUUUCUCCCUUCCUGCUUUCUACUCUUCUUUCUUCCCCCUCCUUCCCUCGUACUCCUCCCCCCACCCACCUCUUCCUCCUCUCCUCUUACGUCUUCCAACACUCUUCUUCACCCUAUUCUCCCUCCCUCCCCCUUUUAGUUUCUUACCUCUCAUAUUUCCCUUCUUUCUCACCUCUUCCUCAUUUUCCUCUCCUUACUUCACUUAUUCCCUAACACAUGAACUAAUUUACUGUACUCAAGAGGCUAAGAAAACUAAUUUACUGUACCCAAGAGGCUAUAGUCAUCGUACUCAUAUGUUAUCGCGUUCAUUCCUGCCGAUCUCAUGCACAGUAAUUGUCAAUAUCAUUAAUUCGUUAUCUAAAGUAUUUUUUAUUUACCAAACUCUAAAAUACACAAAUAUAUAACAAGUACAUAACUACAACAGCCAUUCAAAAUUGGUCUUCAUUACAAGAUCGUUCAGAGGGUUUGUUAGCAGCCGGCAGCCAUUUGUGUGGUGCAGUGACUUGGGUUUGUGUGAUGUCUGCUAGAUGUACGUGUGCGCGUGUGUGUGUGUGUAUCAGUAGUGUUCCAUACUAGUGCUGCCCUCUUGUGGUCUACGUGUGAAUGAGUCUCAUGCUUCAUUGUACUAUGUAAGUUUCCAUUCCUUAUAUGUAUUGUAGUAGUUGACUUGUUUGUUAAAUAAUAUACAUACAGUCGUCAUUCUGAAUCCUGCCGUCACCUGUACAAGUUCCUCAACAAAGUCAUU